Scomber scombrus (Atlantic mackerel) is the source of this 6069-nucleotide messenger RNA. RefSeq names its product TBC1 domain family, member 14 (gene tbc1d14). The coding region runs from base 212 to 2371 and encodes 719 amino acids. NCBI's taxonomy places the organism in Eukaryota, Metazoa, Chordata, Actinopteri, Scombriformes, Scombridae. The record is from RefSeq and is a predicted model, not a curated record. The transcript has 15 exons.
CGACGGUGAACCUUCUUGACUCGAUUACACCGUACUCUCGGAAACAAGUUUGUUUUAAAAUGGCGGCGGAAGCGUCGAGAGGCAGCGGCGUUGAGGUGGCCGGGAGGUGAUGGUGCAGCAGCAGCAGCAGCAGCAGCAGUAGUCACAGCAUCACCAUGGACCGCUCCGGCCGGCGGUUACCUGCUGCCCACCUGUAGCAUCUAUCGGCGGCAUGGCGAACACGACCCGCGGCGGUCAGGAGCCGACAGACAGCCGCUGUGGUGUGUCUGGAGGAGCCAUAGUGGAGAAUGGCUCUGCAGCGAAAGACCCGUCUGCCUCCGACCUCCACGAUCACACCAACCACCGCUGCCAUGAACCCAUCGUGCCCACUUACAAGCCAUCCUGCUCGUCCACCCCCAUCUACUACAACAGCCCUGAGAAACUGUACACGGACCUGGACCAGGACAGCCACAGCUUGACUUCCCAGGACUCAGGUAUCCCAACUCUGGAGAUCAACCCUCCAGAGCCCAUCCUCCAAGGCCACCAACGCCCGGCAGACGCGGGCCUCAUCCUGGCCUCUAGUCACGACUGUCCGGCCACGUUACCCUUGGAUGACGACCCCUCUGACGCCAACGCCAUCCGCAAGUCCUCCACCUUCCCCCGCAGCGGCUACGACUCCAUCCGCCUCUUCAGCCCCGCCCUCAGAUUAUCCUCCACCAUGGGCGCGGGCAGCGGGGGCGGAGUUCUGAACCGCAGCGACGACAUCUCCGUGUGCAGCGUGUCCAGCAUGAGCACCGAGCUAUCGGUGUCCAACGAGGACAUUUUAGAUUUCACCGUCACGUCUGACUCUAGCGCCAUCGUCACCCUGGAGACUGACAACAGCGGCGCCGCUCACUUCUCGGACGUCACCCUGUCGUCGUCACCUGGAGACUUCUGGAGUCCUGCACACCUGCAUCCGGGGUCAGGUGGCAUGCAGCAGGGGGAAGAAGGCAGGCAAAAGAAACUAGGACCUCUGGCCAGCUUGUUCAACAGGAGCCUGUUUGCCAGGAAGGUGAAGGACGGUCAGAGCAGAGCGGCAGAGCAGAGGGAUCCAGGCUGGAAGCUGUUCGGCAAAGUCCCACUGCGUGAGGGCCCCAUCAGGGACCCUAAGAGAAUACAAAAGGAAUAUGAAACAAAGAGUGGAAGAGCUGGACCUGGCAACCCAUCAUCUCCCAGGCAGAGUGUGAGGAAAAACCUGGACUUUGAGCCCCUCUCCACCACCGCACUGAUACUGGAGGACAGACCUGCGAAUCUGCCUGCCAAGCCAGCCGAGGAGGCACAGAAACACCGACAGCAGUAUGAAGAGAUGGUGGCCCAGGCCAAGAAAAGAGAGUUGAAGGAUGCUCAGAAGAGGAAGAAGCAGCUGGAGGAUCGGUGUAAGCUGGAGGAGAGCAUCGGCUCAGCAGCUCAGACCUGGAACCAGGAGAUCUUGCCUAACUGGAGUACAAUGUGUACAUCUCGGCGAGUGAGAGACCUCUGGUGGCAGGGCAUCCCCCCCAGCGUCAGAGGCAAAGUGUGGAGCCUGGCUGUGGGCAACGACCUCAACAUCACACACGAGCUAUACAGCAUCUGUCUGUCCCGGGCUAAAGAGAAGUGGAGGGCCACGCCAUCGACCGCCCCAGAGAUAGAAACUGAAGAUGCUGGUUCGUCGGAUCGAGAGUCGAGCCUGGAGCUGAUCAAACUGGACAUCUCUAGAACUUUCCCCCAUCUGUGUAUCUUUCAGCAGGGUGGGCCCUACCACGAUGUGCUGCACAGCAUUCUGGGAGCAUACACAUGUUACCGGCCUGACGUCGGCUACGUGCAGGGAAUGUCCUUCAUCGCAGCAGUGCUGAUCCUGAACCUGGACACAGCCGACGCCUUCAUAGCUUUUGCCAACCUGCUCAACAAGCCCUGUCAGAUGGCCUUCUUCAGAGUGGACCACAGCCUUAUGUUGACUUACUUUGCAGCAUUUGAAGUGUUCUUUGAAGAAAAUCUACCAAAGCUCUUUGCACAUUUCAAGAAAAACAACUUGACCCCCGAUAUUUAUUUGAUCGACUGGAUCUUCACUCUGUACAGUAAGUCGCUGCCGUUGGACCUGGCGUGUCGGGUGUGGGACGUGUUCUGCAGAGACGGAGAGGAGUUCCUGUUCCGCACGGCGAUGGGCCUGCUGCGUCUCUACCAGGACGUCCUCACCUGCAUGGACUUCAUCCACAUGGCUCAGUUCCUCACCCGCCUGCCCGACCUCAUCCCCCCCGAGCAGCUCUUCCAGCAAAUCGCUGCCGUCCACAUGACCAGCCGUAACAGGAAGUGGGCACAGGUUCUGCAGGCGUUACAGAAAGACCAGGAGCGAGGCAGCCCGGUGCUGAAGCGCUGAGCUGAGGUUGCACACCAGCAGACUCGACCGCUUCCAGCGCCGACCCACUUCCCCCUCCAUCCAGCCUUUGGGAGAAACUGAACUCUUAACAGGUCAGAUAGACCUGAGAGAUACCUGGUUGUGGGGAUGCGGUUGAGUUGCUCUUCUCCAGAGCCGUGUCACCGCUCUGAAUGGAAACAGGACCCUGUUAAGGGGUCUGCAAGUGAAGGAGCAGGGGUGAGAAAAAGGAAUACGAGGCCUUAUUUAACUCCCACGACCCCUCCUCAAAUCAGAGGCCCAGCAGUGGACUGGAAACUGUAGCUGGCACAGGCAGAAGAAUGUAUCACACACUCCCACAUACAUGCACCUACCAGGCUGGUUCAGGUCUCCACAGACAAGAAGAAACCACAGAGAUGCCAGUUAUUAUGUGAAAGAUUUCUGCUGUCACUGCUUUUUCUGGCUACACUUCUGCUCUUUUUUUUUUUUUUUUGUCCUUGGCAAAUGUAUCUUUAAAUGCGGCUAUUUUCAGACAAAAACAUGAAGUUUCUACAUACAUACAAUCUACAUCUCAGACUGCUCUCCAUAAAACAACCUGAAACAUCUCAUAUCCAGCUACAGUGAGUACAAAAGUAAUGAAAAGCAGAGGAAGAGCUGGAAAAUGUUAUAGCAGUGUGCUUAAAUCACAUCUCCAGAGUCACAUCUGUUAACGACACAUUUUAAAAUGUGUCAAGUGGAACCUCGGCUAGUGUCUCUGUCUCCAUCUCUUAAUCUCUGCGCCUAAUGUUUUGUUUUUCCCUCAUAACUUUAAUCAUUCCUUCAUGUCCUCUGAUGUCCUCGUGCUGUUCAUUUCUUCCAGUCAGUGUAGAUUUCCUGAAGCAUUCCAUGAAGUUAACUCACUCUUGAAGGAAAUUGUGAGUUAAAAUACAUGAAGAUUAAACAGAAAUGCACAUAACGGUUUAUAUUGUAGGUUAACCACCUGAAGACAUGUUUGGUGCCUCUAUAAGAGCGCUACGAUGUUACAUUUAAUAAAAUGUUUUAAGCCUCUUAAAAGAGGUCAUAAGCUGCCUGUAAAAUGAGUUUUACAGUAUAUUUAUGUCGAAGAAACUGGAGUAAAUAAUGUGUGUUGCUGUAAGACAUUGACAUCGCCCUGUCCCUUUGUUAGAGGUACAUUUCAGCUUGUUAGUGUUUUGAUUCCUAAUGUCUUGGUGUGAGUGUGAUGUCUUAUUUAAUGAACCCUAUGUCGCUGUCAAAUGAAGAGUUGCUGUUGGACCUCUCCCCGACCAAAAUAGUUGAAAUGCAGGGCAGAAACGUCCCUGACUAGAACUUGCUUUGCACAUUGAAAAAAAUCCGAUAUGUAGUUUCUCUUUACAACUGUCGGCCCACUGUUGCUGUAGUUUGCUCUGGACCUUACUUCACAUGCUUCACAUAUGUUCUUCCACUGUUCUUGUUGCUCAUUGUGUCUGAAUAUGGAGCGUUAAUGUCUGAGAACACGCUCCAAGAAACACACGAGUUAAAAUCAAUCAAUAUUUGUUUUUGUGGCGCCUCCAACACUGUUUGCUCCAGUCAGCUGUAACAAGCGCUAAUUUCGCUAAUUCCAUCAAUUCCACCACUCGGUGUGAUUUUUGGUGUUCUUUUUUUUUAAUUUUUUUUUUUAAAAAUAGACCUUUUUGGAAAAUACACUUAUUAACUGUCUUGUCAAGAGUUGAGAUGAGAACAUGGACACCACUCUCGUAUGUCCGUUAAAUAUAAAGCUGGAGCCAGGAGAGUUAGCUUAUUUUAGCAUAAAGACUGAACGCUUAGCAGUUAGUUUAGCUCUGUGCUAAGAUAACAAGCACCUUUUUUUGUAAAGUUCACUAAUUAGUAAAAUGCUUCAUCUCUUGUAUUUUGUUUACUAAAAGCUAAUUAUAAAAAUGACGUAGUUUUACAAGCUGUUGGGUUAUUUCUUUGGCUAGAUGCGCUAGCUGCCUAGCAAACUCACACAUUACUCUCCAUAAAAACACAACUUGUCAUUUUUAUACUUCACUUUUUGUACAUAUGAAAUAGGUGAGCUAUAGAAUAUUCAUACAUGAGCUUUGGAGAUGUAGCUAGGUGGAUUUUGCCUUUGGACAGAGCCAUGUUAGUGGCUUCCUGCCGUUUCUAGUCUUUGUGCUAAGCUAAGCUAACCACAUCCUGGCUGUAUCUUUAUAUCUAAAAGACAGAUAUGAGAAAUGAAUUAAUUUCCUUAUCUAACUCUCCAAGAAAGUGAACGAGUAUUUUUUAUAAAAUGUUCAACAGAUUCAGUGGUGGUUGGGUUUUAUGUCAUUACGCAAUGUUUUGGAUUGUUGGAUUGAUACUCUACAAGGAGUCAUUUCCUCUCACGCUGAGCACAUCUGUGUCAGUGGUCACCUGUCCCCCUGUAGGUAUCACCAGUUUGGCUUUGCGGGUGUGUUCGUUGGAGGUUGUUAGUGUGUCACUGUGGUAAAUGUGUAAAUCUACCCAGACCAUUGCAGGGAGGGGCCAGGCCGCUGGUGACGCACUUUUGACGCUUGCUAGUACACAGCGUGUCUUACAAAUCACACAAAAACAAGUGAAGCACCGACUUAUUGUUGACACGUUUGCAACAGUAUAAUUAAUAUCUAUUUCUGUGAUUUAGUUUUUCAAAGAGGAGUUGCCCAUUUUGCACAGACCUGUUCAUUGAGGUAAAUAAAAGCUGAGAAGUGUAGCUCAGUUCAGUUGUCUUUGUUUACCCAGACAACAAUCUUAAAACGAAUGAAACCUGCUGUUGGUGUUGACUGUGCUGUUAUCGGUGGAGGAGCUGCUUCAUGUGAUGUGGUGUGCUACUGAUUUUAUGUGUGAAGUUUUUCUUUUUGUGCCCUAAAAUAUUGGUGACCUUCCCAUGUGGCCUCAGUGUCUCUUGGCUAGUCUGCACCUUCUUAAAUACGCCUGGACCACAUUUGAUAGAUGCUCUUAUGUCACUUUUUAAAAUCCCAAUCAUGUCGGCCUGUUUUCGGCUGCUACAGACAGACGGUCUGUGUGUCAGUGUGUGCAUCAGCUCAGCACAGUGCAGCAGACUUUCUGAUCACUCAUCUCGAUGCACUCCUCCCUCCCACUCCCCCACUGUGGUUACACACCACAGGACUGCAAUAAAGCUUUUUGCACAUAUAUGUAAGCCUUUGAGUUGUGCCUCGCAUCAUCACUUUAUGUCAUCGCUUACAGGUUCAAACGGGUUGUUCAUUUUCCAUCUAUUCAUUUUUUUAAAAAUUAGUGACCAGUUAACCAUGCAAGCUGAGUGUGUGUGUGUGUGUGUGUGUGUGUUUUAUGUUUGUGUCGUUGAGUGGUACAUCCAGAAUGAGAUCUGUUAGUUACGCUACUAUUUAGUUGUUACAUUAGCCCUUCCAACACUACCUGCUUCCUGUCCUUCUGUCACACAACACGCUACGGCAACAAUGUAUGAUCCACAGUGGUGUAAAACAAAAUUCAAUCAAACUAAAUUUGAAUAAAACUUAUAUAAAAUAUUGUUGCUAAAUGAUCUGUUUGAUUUGGCUGGAUUUAAUUUCUUGGGUUCUGUUUGUUUUUUUGCUGUCUAAUUGUUGUUUUUUUUCCUCAAGAGACCCCAUGUACUGUAGAGGACUGAUACAUAGAGGACAUACAUGGAGACAGCAGAGGGUUAUCAUGCAACUGUAUCUCACUUGAAAUGUAUAAAUAAAACAUGGUUUUAUUAAAAUAAAGAGCUGUACAUA